CUCUGGGACGUAGCGCGAGAGAAAUCAGACGCCGAAGUUCGCUUCAAAACAAACGUCGCUCCCGUUAUAUCGGGUCGCUGCUUGCUGAGUGAAAAAAUGGCGUCGGGUUAAAGGAUUAAUGCAUUUUUUUCGCCUGGAUAUUUUCCCAAAGCAGUUGCUCUGAGCCUUUGGAGCGCUUAUAUGUAAAUAUAGACAUUUAAAGCGACUGUUAAUAAUGAACUGAUCAUCUGCACGGACUGUUAGCCACAAUGCUAACCGGCUAACUAGCUAAACAGCUAGCUGACGCGGAUUAGCCUGGAGCGCUGAGAUCAGUUUAAAACACGGAUUGUUCACCAUGUAUUUUCUGACGGCUUGGCCGCGGAGGCUGCUGUGUCCGCUGCAGAGCGCCGAGGAGCCCUUUAACAUCCAGCCGAGCUCUCAGCGCUUUUACCUCGCCGUGCUGUCGGACACACAGAUCAGCAUCUGGUUCAGCAGACCCAGCGUUCUGAUAGUGACUUAUAUCGAAUCGGAGAAGGCAUCUGCUCAGUUCGGCUUCUAUCAGCAGGCCGAAUGGAAGGCCGACGACUCCAUGAUCGCAGUAGCGGCUGCUAACGGAUACGUUCUGCUGUUCGACGUGGUCGGAGGCGGAGAUGAGAAAUAUCUGUACGAACCCAUCUAUCCAAAGGGUAAUGUGCGUGUCAAGGUUACUCCUGGGUAUAAAGAGGAACAAUGUGCUCCUGCACUCAGUGUGGAAAUGAAGAAACCAGUCGACCUGGAGGCUCCUAUUACCAGUCUUCAGUCUCUGCAGGAGGAUCUGUUGGUGUGUACAGCUGACGGCUACCUGCACAUGCUGCACUGGGACGGCGUGUGUAACGGCCGCAGAGCUGUAAACCUCAGCACCAUUCCCUUCUCUCUGGACCUGCAGUCCUCACGUGGAGGUCCAUGUUUGGAUCUGAACGGCGUCCACAUCAGAGAAAUCGAGUAUUGCGUGACGUUGGAUGGUUUCGCGGUCGUGCUCGAUGACGGAAGACUCGGCUUCAUCACGCCAACCGCUACCAGGCUCUCCACCGAGCAGUUGCAGGGCGUUUGGGCAGCAGACGUGACAGACGGCACGUGUGUAGCAGUGAACAACAAAUACAGACUGAUGGCUUUUGGCUGUGCGAGUGGCUCCGUGCUGGUUUACAUGAUCGACAACACUACAGGAUCAAUGCAGCUGUCGCACAAGCUGGAGUUAAGCCCCAAACACUACCCAGAUAUCCAUAAUAAAACAGGUCCAGUUAAGCUGAUUCGUUGGUCUCCGGACUGUAGCGUUGUCAUGGUGACCUGGGCAUGUGGAGGUCUGUCCAUGUGGAGUGUGUUUGGAGCUCAUCUGGUCUGCACGCUCGGAGAGGACUUCACUUAUCGAUCAGAUGGCAGUAAGAAGGAGCCACUAAAGAUCAACUCUAUGAGCUGGGGGGCAGAGGGUUACCAUCUGUGGGUGAUUGGCAGUACGGAGGUGGGCACAGAUCUGACAGCACAGUUAAGCCAGGCCUCCAUCCUCCAGUUCCAGUUCAUUAAGAGCGCUCUCACAGUCAAUCCUUGUACGAGUAAUCAGGAGCAGGUGCUUCUCCACGGUGAGGAUCGGCUGCUGAUGACGUGCGGAGAUGCUGCAGUUCAGAUACACAACCAGGAGCAACACUCGGCACGGAGCACAACACACACACAGCUCAGCACUUUACUGGGACACAAACACUGGCAUGUAGUGCAGAUUCACAGCACAUAUCUAGAAUCUAACUGGCCAAUACGGUUUGCAGCCAUAGACUCAGCAGGUCAGUGUUUGGUGGUAGCAGGAAGACGCGGAUUUGCACAUUACUCUUUAUAUACCAGGAAAUGGAAACUGUUUGGAAACAUUACACAGGAACAGAGUAUGACCGUAACUGGAGGUCUCACCUGGUGGAACGACUUUGUUGUUGUUGCCUGUUACAAUUUCAUCGACCAGCAGGAGGAGCUGAGAUUAUAUCUCCGCUCCUCAAACCUGGACAACGCCUUUGCCAGCGUUACAAAGCUGCACGCUGAAACUUUGCUGCUCAACGUGUUCAGAAACACAAUCAUUCUGUUUCGCACCGACUGCUCCAUCUGCCUGUAUAGCAUCGAGAAGAAGCAAGACGGCUCUUCGGUGUCUGUAGAUUUACUACAGGAAGUGUCGAUGUCACGUUAUAUUCCUCAUCCUGCACUGGUGGUGUCAGUCACACUCACCCCAGUCAGAACAGAGACGGGAAUGUCACUGAAAACCACACAGCAGGCGUGUAAUGCAGAGAGUAUUUUGUUGAACUUGGCCGGUCAGCUCAUCAUGCUGCAGAGAGAUCGGUCUUGCCCACAGGUACGAGACAAGGACACAUCAGCUGGUCAGAAAACACUGUUGCCUUUCUCUCCGCCCGUGGUUCUGGCUCAGUGUGUGGAGAGCGUCUGGGCCUCGAGUCACUCUGGUUCUAAGAAGCGCCACCUGGUGGAGGCUCUGUGGCUAUCGUGUGGCGAGUCAGGGAUGAAAGUGUGGCUCCCUCUGUUCCCACGCCGUGAGAACCGCAAACCGCACUCGUUCCUCUCACGCCGCAUCAUGCUCUCCUUCCUCCUCGACAUCUACCCGCUCGCUGUGCUGUCAGAGGACGCACUCGUUUUGGGCGCUGCUAAUGACACUCUUCUUUAUGACUCUUCUUUUUCCUCCAAAGACAGCCUUGGAGGAAACUCUUCUUCUUUAGAUGGCAUGGGAGGGGAUAAUUCCACCAAAGAAAGCCUUUCGCGCAGGCCCUCCACGUUUUUGUCGUCCCGGGAACCCCCAGAGACGUUUUUUCCAUUCUGUUUGGUAGAAAGGACGUCCCAGAUCUACCUCCAUCACCUCCUUCGUCAGCUGCUGGUGAGAAAUCUGGGCGAACAGGCCUUACUGUUGGCUCAGUCGUGCUCAUCGCUGCCUUAUUUCUCACACGUGCUGGAGUUGAUGGUGCACGUGGUGCUAGAAGAGGAGGCCACAUCUCGUGAGCCCAUUCCUGACCCGCUGCUGCCCACCGUGGCCAAGUUCCUAGCUGAAUUUCCACUGUUUCUGCGCACCAUCGUCCACUGUGCCCGCAAGACCGAGUUUAACCUCUGGAACUAUCUGUUUGCUGCUGUCGGGAACCCAAAAGACCUUUUUGAGGAGUGCAUCAUGGCCUGUGAUCUGGACACAGCAGCUUCGUACCUCAUCAUACUGCAGAACAUGGAGGCUCCAGCAGUGAGUCGCCAACACGCUACUCUCCUCUUCAACACGGCACUCGAACAAGGAAAAUGGGAUCUCUGUCGUCACAUGAUCCGAUUCCUCAAGGCCAUCGGGUCAGGGGAGAGCGAGACCCCGCCCUCUACUCCAACCAGUCAGGAGCCGAGCUCGACAGGAGGGUUCGAGUUUUUUCGCCACCGCAGUAUCAGUCUGUCGCAGUCAGCAGAAACCAUCUCUACAGGGAAAUUUAAUUUACAGAAAACCUUUAGCAUGCCUUCAGGACCCUCCACUAAAGGGUCAGACAUUAAGGAGAGCGACAGUGCUGAGAACAUGUACAUCGACAUGAUGUUAUGGCGUCACGCACGCCGUUUGCUGGAGCAGAUCCGUCUGAAGGAUCUGGGCUGUUUCUCAGCACAGCUGGGCUUCGAGCUGAUUGGCUGGCUGACUCGAGAGCGCACACGUGUUGCUCGUAUCAUUGACUUUGUGUCUGCCCUUAAAUGCCUCCAUAACGACUUCCUGUGGCCUUUCCCUGUUCUCCCUGCUGGCUCACCACUCAAAAACGGACGCUGUCGAACAGUGUUAAGCACACGUCUGCUGAAGUCUCAGUCUAACGAUAGUUUACUGAACAGCGAUAUGGACACAGCUCCACCACAGAUCACCACCAAUCACAACUGGUUGGAUGGACUGGGGGCGGAGCCUAAAGAGAUUGACUCGGCUUCGUCACAUGGUGCUCCACAAACACAAGAAGCUUUUCUCUCUCCACUCAUCAAUAAAACGGAGGAGUGCAGUAUCGGCUCAGCAACAGAUCUUACAGAGACCAGCUCCAUGGUGGACGGUGACUGGACGAUGGUGGACGAGAACUUCUCCACCCUGAGCCUCAGCCAGUCCGAGCUGGAGCACAUCUCCAUGGAGCUGGCCAAUAAGGGCCCUCACAAGUCCCAGGUGCAGCUGAGGUAUUUGCUGCAUGUGUUUUUAGAGGCAGGUUGUUUGGAAUGGAGCAUUGUGAUUGGUCUGAUUCUGCGUGAUGUCAGCAUCAUUAAGCAAGUGUUGGGCUUUUUGGAUGCUGCGGAUACUGAAACUGUUCAGAGCGUACAAGCCGGACUCAUCGCUAUUGACCAGUGGGCUUCAUCUGAUUGUCUCGGUUACAAGCCCUUCCUGAACCACAUCGCUCCUGAGCUGCAGAAGCUGUGUGACGUCUCCGUAGAUCAGGACCAGCUCGACUCAUUUCAGCCGUCCAUCUCCAAGAUGGCCGACCCCGUUCUCCCCCGAGUGGAUGAGCAUCGUGGGGUCACAGCCUUUACCCACCCCAUGACUCUUGAGAUCCCUGCUGGCUCCGCACCUCGUAUUAUGGAGGACAACCACAAGGAGGAGUUAGAGGACGAGGCAUCCGAGGAAGGAGCUUAUGACUGCACUCUGUCAUGAUUUGAGAGAAUCAGCAGGGUCUGCUUUCCUCUACGUUGUGUCCUAAACCACCCUCUUAUUCACUAAGCCAUGCAGCAUCGACAGAAGGACGCGUUACGGGGCGUAGCAGGAAGCACAGGCAGAAGGCAGGAACUUUGUCUGGGUUUCAGUUGCACAUCAUGUGUCAAGAGCAUUACGAGGACUUGGGCACAGCAGAGAGAACAUGGGAUGGUUUUGUAAUCAGGAGACUGGCUGUUUAUUCACUGUGCAGGACUCGCAUCAUCUUCACCUGGCACAGGGCAGUAGAGGUGUUAAACCUUCAUACACUACAUCAUACUUUAGGCUCACAAAGUGCAAUUUAAACUGUAACAGCCUUUAAAUCCGUAAAGUUUAACUCUUAACAACCAUCGCACUGAAAUGUAUUCCUUUAACAUCCACAUGUUUUUAUUUGCCUUGAAUGAACAUCAUUGGGAUUUAACGGUUUUAUUUCAGUGCUGAGUUCGUUUUUAAAAGCCGUGUUUCCAGGAAACCGGAGAGCCAAAUACCUUUCAGCGUUCACAAAUUCAGUAAUUGUUGUCAGAUAUUACAGAAAUCUGGGUUCCGGCUGCUCGUUUCAUUGCUCAAAUACAAGAGCUGGCAAAAUACAGGAAUAAAAAUCUUCGGUUAAACAUCUGAAAAUAUCUGAAAGUAGUGUGUUUUUUUUUUUUUUUUCCCCACAAAAACUACGUUCCAAAUUCUGAGUAUCUGACUCCUAAAUAAAAUGACUUUAAAGAAGGUCGUGACCCAAAGCUGAAAGAGGCAAACAGAGCAGGGUGAAAGAACUUGUCCUAAAACCUGCGUCACACUGCGAGGAUGUACAAAAUGUACACACGGUUCAAACACUCGCUUCCUGACAACCUCUAAGCUCAUCAAGUCAAAGGGAAAAAGAAUGUGGGAUGAUGUGUAGUCUACGCAGUGAAUAAGGGGUUAUUUGGGAUGGUGUAAGACAAGAGGUGUGUGUGUGUGUGUGUGUGUGUGUGUACGUACACCUGUACUAUUUCUUGUGUGAUGUUGCACUUCUGUCUUUUGGUUGAAUUUCCUAUUCAUCCGUGUGCACGUGCGUGUGUGUGCGUGCGCGCGCGCGCGUGUGUGUGUGCGCUGUGUUCUAACACCAGUAUUAUUGAUCUCUAUAACAGGAAGCUGUAUUUCCAAAAUGAAUCUAAUGCUAUAUAAUGAUGUAAAACAGAAUCUGGAUUUGUUCAUUCACACAAUCUACAAAUCUUGCUCCAAGAGCUGGAUAAAGAUGGGGGUCAGAAUUCCCCCGUGAACACGCACCGGGUUUCAGCAGCUAUGGUUCAGCUGUGUAGCUUUUACACAGUGUUUUCCCCUGGACAGGGUUUGUGGUGUUCGUGCAGUAAAAAGCUACUGGUUAGGAUGUUUGGUUUAUUAUUGUCAGAAUUCGAUAUUAUUUGGUUUUGGGUUUGGGCUUCACUUGUGCUCAGUUGUAUAGUGACUGCUGCCCCCUGGUGUUUCAUAAUCAGCCCCAUAAUUACACUUUUCUUGUAUUCUAUAGAUUCAUAUUAUUGUGUAUGGAGCAGUCUCAUCUACUGACCUGCUCAUUUUCUCUGUAAACAAUAGUUACAAUACUUAUCACUUAUCACUAUAUUUUAGGCACAUGACAAAAUACACAUCUACAGAUUUGAGAUGUAUUUUAUUUUUUGUUUGUUUGUUUGUUUUUGUUGUUAGUUCAGCAUUUCCAAAACAUUAUGUAACAAGGAACAGCAGUGAACAAAACAAACAUUUUAAUCUCCAGUCAACUGCAGACUAGUAAACGAUUCUGAGAAGGUAAAUGAUCAAACUCAAUGUUAGAUCUAACCCCCAGCCCCCACCUUCAGAUCUACCCCCAGCCCCCACCUUCAGAUCUACCCCCAGCCCCCACCUUCAGAUCUACCCCCAGCCCACCUUCAGAUCUAACCCUCAGCCCAUAUAGAUCUACCCCCCAUCCCCCUUCAGAUCUAACCCUCAGCCCAUAUAGAUCUACCCCGUAGCCCCCACCUUCAGAUCUACCCCCAGCCCACCUUCACCUUCAGAUCUACCCCCAGCCCACCGUCACCUUCAGAUCUACCCCUCAGCACUCACCUUCAGAUCUACCCCUAGCCCACCUUCAGCUCUACCCCCCAGCUGCAUCACAAGCACAAGUAAGAGCUGUCAGUGUUUCUACCACAAGCUGCUGCAGAUUACAGACAUUAUUUGCAUGUACUCUUUUUCUUUUCUUUCCCCAGCAGCAGGCAUGACUUACUGUAGCUCUUACAAACCCUUAUUUCCAUGUUGUACUGAUUUCUUUUCUCCUGUGUUUAUUUCUUUCGUCAUUAUAAAUAGGAAGAUCAGAUGUUGGAGGUUUUGAAGUUUUUUUGUUUGUUUGUUUGUUUGUUUGUUUGUUUUUUAUUCAACUGUGAGAAUUUCUAAUACCUCAUUUAUUGUAGUUCUGCAUUCACAUCACGUUUAGAUUUUGUUUUUCAUUAUUUCUCCUGUUUUCAGUCAUCACUCUAUUGCUUCUUGUUGUGCACCGACAUGCGAGUUAGAGGUGCUGUUCGUUUGUGGUUUUAAAGAAUUGACUUUUUUUUUAUUUAAUAGUUUUAAUCAUAUAUUCAGCAAUUCUCUCUCUGAAGAAGCACCCAGUCAUAGAGAGGAUGUGUGUACCAUUCAGUAUAUCUCUGUCGGUCUCGUUGCAAACCCCACCCUAACCCCCUGUACUGGAUAUGUUAAGUAUUAAUCCGGAUUAUUUAUCAUGUGACAAUGAUGCUUAAAAUGAGGGCUGAGAGUUCUUCAUUCUCACAAUGAUAAAGCUCUGCUGCAGUGUAUGAGCUUUACGCUCCAAUGCCCAGCAUUAUUAUUAUUAUUAUUAUUAUUGUUCUUAUCACUAUCAUUAUCAGUCUUUCUAAUUUUAUUUUUAAACUGUGGGGUUUUAUAAAGCUCUGCCACAGAGUACCACAGGUACGUCGGGUCGUUUUCGUAUGUUUUCGCACCUCGUUCACGCUUUUCUUUCUUUCCUUUUCUUUCUUUUUUUUUUUUUUUUUUUUUUUUUGAAAGUAAUAAUUCUAAAGCAACAAAGUCAUAAGGUACAUACACAGCAGUAACAGCAGAAUAUAGGUUGUUCUCCUCUGACCGAUUUGCUGUGAUACAGAAUUUGUCUCGUUAUUUUACAUUUACAGCAUUUAACAGAUGAGAUUUAACCUCGAUUCAUCGUGUACAUCUUAACUACAUAACUGAUUCUGUACUGAGAGACAGAACAGAGUGGAAAUUGCUGUUAGACAGAUCACAGCUUUUUUUUUUUGUGUGUAUUUUGAGCUUUGCUUUCUACCUUUCGUCACGUCAGUAUUAUAGGUUUGUUUCCGUGUGCGGUGAUGAAGCAGGAGCUCAGUUUGUUUUUGCAUUGUGUUUUUUGUCCUUUCCCUUUACCUUCUCCAUGUGGACCAAACUGUUCAGUUGUCGCGCUUCUUCAGGUCAAGCGUUCACUCAUUAGUGGAGUUCGCCAUGUCGUUGCAUCUGAUUUUGUGCGUUUGUGAUCAACAUUUCCAGCGCGUGUUUUAUAUAUAUAUAUAUAUAUUAUAUAUAAUUAGAGCCACUACUCCAUGUUAUUGCUUCAUUUAGUCUGCUUACCAAAGUGAUUUUCUGCCCACAUGCGACGUCGAUGUGAUAUAAAUAUGCAAAUUGAGGUAAUUUAAGUUUCUCCCUCUAUUUUAUUUACAUUUAUUUUAUUUCCACCUUUCUUCGGUAUCUGUCGAGAACAUUAAAAUGUAAGUGAUGAAAUAGAUGCAACGAGGAAUGAGUGCACAGCAUAGUUGCGUGUGUGUGUGUGUGUGUUUGUUUCAUUCAUUUUUAAUGAACAGGUGCGGUACAUGUUUCACAAAGGUCUUUUCUAAACACGAACGGAAAACAGAGACUUCCUGUGUGACGUAACUGGGGAAAUGUGCAGCUCGGCAUCAGGAACGUGUGUGAAUGUGUAUGUAUGUAUAUUAUAAUGACACAGAUUCCUGUACAAUUCACUUUUUCUACCAAGUUUCUAGAGCUUUUCCUGUACAUAAAGAACAAUAAAUUAUUUUUAAAAGCA
Molecule: messenger RNA, 8693 nt
Organism: Tachysurus fulvidraco (yellow catfish)
Lineage: Eukaryota; Metazoa; Chordata; Actinopteri; Siluriformes; Bagridae
Gene: ric1
Product: RIC1 homolog, RAB6A GEF complex partner 1
Exons: 26
Coding region: 335-4624 (1429 amino acids)
Biological process (GO): intracellular protein transport; retrograde transport, endosome to Golgi
Cellular component (GO): Golgi membrane; Ric1-Rgp1 guanyl-nucleotide exchange factor complex; cytosol
Molecular function (GO): protein binding
Source: RefSeq, a predicted model, not a curated record